UGGUUGCUUUGGGAGAAGCUUACUAGAAACGCGUAAUCAAGAGAAGGCACUGGAAUGAAAGCAAUCAUAAUUUUUAUUUCACUUCUCCAUGCGGGGAUUUUGGCCUGCGAGGGAGCCAACCCUUGCUGUUCUCAACCAUGCCAGAAUCGGGGUAUUUGUACGAGUAUAGGCACCGACUCGUAUGAGUGCGACUGCACAAGGACUGGAUACUACGGCGAGAACUGCACCACUCCGGAACUCUUCACGUGGAUUAGAACUAAACUGAAACCAACCCCGAACACCGUGCAUUACAUUCUUACACAUUUUAAAGGAUUCUGGAACAUCCUGAACAACAUACCGUUUUUAAGGGAUACCAUCAUGCGUUAUGUGUUGACAUCUCGGUCACAUUUAAUUGAUAGCCCUCCGACCUACAAUUCCGAUUAUGGUUACAAAAGCUGGGAAGCCUACUCAAACCUCUCGUAUUACACACGAACCCUGCCUCCUGUACCUGAGGAUUGCCCAACACCCAUGGGAGUUGCAGGGAAAAAAGCCUUGCCUGAUGUUAAGUUGGUGGUGGAAAAAUUUCUGUUGAGGAGAAAGUUUAUCCCAGACCCCCAAGGCACCAGUCUGAUGUUUGCUUUCUUUGCUCAGCAUUUCACCCAUCAGUUUUUCAAAUCAGAUAUGAAGCGAGGGCCAGCCUUCACCAGAGCACAGAACCACGGAGUGGACUUGAGCCACAUUUAUGGUGAAACCCUGGAGAGGCAGCACAAACUGAGACUCUUCAAAGACGGAAAGCUGAAAUACCAGGUUGUUGAUGGGGAGGUGUACCCCCCUACUGUAAAAGACGUCCAGGUGGACAUGCACUACCCUCCCCACGUCCCAGAGGAGCACCGCUUCGCUGUUGGCCACGAGGCUUUCGGCCUGGUCCCGGGGCUCAUGAUGUAUGCCACCAUCUGGCUGCGGGAGCACAACCGCGUCUGCGAUGUGCUGAAGCAGGAGCACCCGGACUGGGACGACGAGCGCCUCUUCCAGACCACCCGCCUCAUUCUGAUCGGCGAGACCAUCAAAAUUGUGAUCGAGGAUUACGUUCAGCACCUGAGCGGCUACCACUUCAAGCUGAAAUUCGACCCCGAGCUGCUGUUCAACCAGCGCUUCCAGUACCAGAACCGCAUCUCAUCCGAGUUCAACACACUCUACCACUGGCACCCGCUGAUGCCUGACGACUUCCACAUCGAGGACCAGGUCUACAGCUACCCGCAGUUCCUCUUUAACAACUCCCUGGUCAUGGAGCAUGGCGUUCGCAAUCUGGUGGAGUCUUUCACUAAGCAGAUCGCCGGCAGGGUGGCUGGUGGUCGGAACGUGCCUCCAGCAGUGAUGAUGGUUGUCAUGAAGUCCAUUGAACACAGCCGGCAGAUGCGCUACCAGUCCCUGAAUCAGUACAGGAAACGCUUCAUGAUGAAGCCGUACACCUCAUUCCAGGAUCUGACAGGAGAAACAGAGAUGGCAGCAGAGCUGGAAGAGCUGUAUGGGGACAUUGAUGCCAUGGAGCUGUACCCUGGUCUGCUGGUGGAGAAGCCAAGGCCCAAUGCUAUCUUUGGGGAGACCAUGGUGGAAAUGGGAGCUCCAUAUUCCUUGAAAGGACUCAUGGGGAACCCUAUUUGCUCUCCGGAGUACUGGAAGCCAAGCACCUUUGGUGGGAAAGUUGGAUUUGAAAUCGUUAACACCGCCUCCCUGCAGAAACUGGUUUGUCGCAAUGUCAAGGGGCCUUGUCCAGUGGCGUCCUUCCACGUGCCUGAUGUAAAAGAUGCAGGGUCAGCCACGAUCAACUCGAGCACGUCGCACUCUAGACAAACCGACUUAAACCCGACUGUCAUUCUGAAAGAAAGAACCUCUGAGCUUUGAUAACCACAAAAGAGAACAAAAUAGUAAAUCCAGUAACUACUGGAAA
Molecule: messenger RNA, 1927 nt
Organism: Megalops cyprinoides (Indo-Pacific tarpon)
Lineage: Eukaryota; Metazoa; Chordata; Actinopteri; Elopiformes; Megalopidae
Gene: ptgs2b
Product: prostaglandin-endoperoxide synthase 2b
Exons: 10
Coding region: 55-1881 (608 amino acids)
Biological process (GO): cyclooxygenase pathway; response to oxidative stress
Cellular component (GO): cytoplasm; neuron projection
Molecular function (GO): peroxidase activity; heme binding; oxidoreductase activity, acting on single donors with incorporation of molecular oxygen, incorporation of two atoms of oxygen
Source: RefSeq, a predicted model, not a curated record